AUGGCAUUUCUCGGCUGUUGGCAUUGCAAGACGAUGAUUGGCUGUAGUGGCGUUAACACAGUCUUCAUCAACGCCGUGGAUCAGGGACUCGUUGACCAGCCGAUUUUUACAGUUUUCUUGGAACAUGUUGGAGCACAGGACAACGUCUACGGAGGGGUGUACACCUACGGUGGCUUAGACACCACAAAUUGUGGUCCUGUGCUUGCCUAUCAGCCACUCUCAUCUGCAACCUAUUACCAGUUCAAGCUCAGCGCCGUUGCGUCGGGCACGUAUUCGUCAGCCAAGGGAUGGCAGGCGAUUUCUGACACUGGCACUUCCCUGUUGGCUGCUCCAACUUCGAUAGCUAGCGCCAUCGCUGACGCCAAUGGAGCAACGGUUAUCUUUUUCAUUUAA
Molecule: messenger RNA, 393 nt
Organism: Ostertagia ostertagi
Lineage: Eukaryota; Metazoa; Nematoda; Chromadorea; Rhabditida; Trichostrongylidae
Source: the annotation of a GenBank genome assembly